AUUGAGAUAUUAUUUAAAUAUGUACUCUUAAGGCACUUAAUAUCCAAACUCUAAGUACAAAACCUAACUUUGUAGACAUUUUAGUAUUGAUUUGAUAUUUAUCUGAAUAGCACAGAAUGGAGUUUGCGCUUUAGCAAUAAGAUGUUAAUUUGCUCAUGGACCAUAAGAACUUCGAUAAAAUGCUUAGCAACCCCAAAGUUUCCCAGAGUAGACAGUUUAGCCGAAUACUUAUAAUAAAGUGUAGGGAAUCAAUCCUAUGAUUGUAAAUUACAAAAGUAAGAUCAAGGAUUAAUUAAUGUAGCAUAAUUGUGUAAACAUUUUAAUCCUUAAACUGGGCAAUGUAAAAAUGGUCCUACUUGCACAUUUGCACAUGGUGAAAACGAGUUAAAUACGAUGCCCUAUUUACAAAAUUAAUAUUUGUAAUGCUUCUAUUUGAUUAUUUCUGAUUAGAUUGAUGCAAUAGCAGAUGAAAUAGAUCAAUCAAUAAUAAAUGUAGGCAGAAUUAACAUAGCAAAUAUUAGUGAUGAUUUUAACAAAUAUGGAACAUAUUUUUCCAGGCUAGCAAGUAUUAAAUACUGUUGAUAGUAGUAAAUUCUUGCAUUGUUGAAGCAAGGCUAAGAGAAGGCGAAAUCAGGGGAUACAUAAGGAGCAAGUGAAAUAAUUAAACUGAUUAUACACGAUUAGGAUAGAUCAAAGGAAGAGAAAUAGCAAUAUCAAUAAAUUUAUAAUAAUGCUUAAAGGCAUUAUGAUUAAAAAUUGAAAGAGAUUCAAUCUUCAUAAUAGUAGUAAUAGCUUUAUUGAAAUAUAUUAUUAUAUAUACA
This is a messenger RNA of Paramecium octaurelia, 821 nucleotides long. NCBI's taxonomy places the organism in Eukaryota, Ciliophora, Oligohymenophorea, Peniculida, Parameciidae. The record is from the annotation of a GenBank genome assembly.